Molecule: messenger RNA, 884 nt
Organism: Orycteropus afer afer
Lineage: Eukaryota; Metazoa; Chordata; Mammalia; Tubulidentata; Orycteropodidae
Source: RefSeq, a predicted model, not a curated record
UGUUCCGGCGCCUGGAGGAGCCGCGCGCUGCUAGUUCUGGUGCUGUCGUUGCUGUUGUCAGGCUGCGCUCGGUUCUUCAGCGCUCAGUUCCCUCGGACCAAUCAUCGCUUCUAGACCUUGCUGCGGGCUCGGAUCUUGCCGGGAAAAUGUCUGAAGAAUUUUCGUUGGCAGAUGCGCUCCCUGAACACUCUCCUGCCAAAACUCCUGCUGUUAGCAAUACAAAACCUGGUCAACCCCCUCAAGGCUGGCCUGGUUCCAGCCCUUGGAAUAACCCAAGUGCUCCACCUUCUGUGCCAUCUGGACUCCCACCAAGUGCAACACCUUCCACUGUGCCUUUUGGACCUGCGCCAACUGGAAUGUAUCCCUCUGUGCCUCCCACUGGACCGCCUCCAGGACCCCCAGCACCCUUUCCUCCUUCCGGACCAUCGUGCCCCCCACCUGGUGGUCCUUACCCAGCCCCAACUGUUCCAGGCCCUGGCCCCACAGGGCCAUACCCUACACCAAAUAUGCCCUUUCCAGAGAUUCCUAGACCAUAUGGUGCACCCACGGAUCCAGCUGCAGCUGGUCCUUUAGGUCCAUGGGGAUCCAUGUCUUCUGGACCCUGGGCACCAGGAAUGGGAGGGCAGUAUCCUACUCCCAAUAUGCCAUAUCCAUCUCCAGGGCCAUAUUCUGCUCCUCCUCCUCCCCAAGCUCCAGGGGCUGCACCACCUGUUCCAUGGGGCACUGUUCCACCAGGCGCCUGGGGACCACCAGCACCAUAUUCUGCCCCUGCAGGAUCCUAUCCCACACCAGGACUCUAUCCCACUCCCAAUAAUCCUUUCCAAGUGCCUUCAGCAUCUUCUGGUGCUCCGCCAAUGCCUGGUGGCCCCCAUUCUUACCAUUAA